Oikopleura dioica is the source of this 789-nucleotide messenger RNA. The record is from the annotation of a GenBank genome assembly. Lineage: Eukaryota; Metazoa; Chordata; Appendicularia; Copelata; Oikopleuridae.
AUGCCAAACAUCGACGAUGAACCACCACAGAAGAAGCUCCGCGCUGAAAUUCCUUCUGGUACCAGAUCGAAAUUUUUCCAUCGACUCCUUAGAGAGUAUAAUAGAUGGCGACUUUUUAAAUGCGAGAAAUUAGCAGAAUUAGUUGUAAAUAGUCGCAUAAAGAAUCACGAUGAUGCGUCAAUCGCCCUCCUGGAAAAAGUAUACGAGGUCCAGAAGGGGCUCGAUGAAAUCCACAGCAAGUCUGCCGAGGAAAUCGUCGCAGUAGAGAUCAAGUACAACAAGCUUCGAGUGCCACUGUACGAAAAGAGAGCCAAGGCUAUUUCCGAGAUCCCUAACUUUUGGCUGACGACUUUGGUGAACCAUCCUAUCAUCGCAGAGAGCAUGUCAGAGCAUGACGCGCAAAUUCUCGAGCAUCUGGAGACCAUCGAUGUCGUUGAGAACGAAGACAUCAAGAGUGGCUACUCGAUGGAAUUCAAAUUCAAGAAGAACGCGUAUUUCACGAACGAGAGCGUCACGAAGAAAGUGACAAUGAGCGAGGAAGGCGACAACACCGUCGAGAUCACCACGAUCGACUGGACGGACAAAGAAAUGCAGGAGAAAUGUGCUCCGGAAGCCGACGAAGGCUUUAUCGCAUGGCUACAGAGUGAGGUGGACCCUGAAGUCGACGAGAUCGGAAACCUGAUCAAGGACGAUCUCUGGCCGACUCCAAUGGAGUACUACAACAUGCAAGAAGAGUCCGAUGAGGAAGACGAAGAUGACGAAGGAGUUGGGGAAUCUGGAGACUGCUAG